Molecule: messenger RNA, 2957 nt
Organism: Poecilia latipinna (sailfin molly)
Lineage: Eukaryota; Metazoa; Chordata; Actinopteri; Cyprinodontiformes; Poeciliidae
Product: rap1 GTPase-activating protein 1-like
Exons: 16
Coding region: 276-1610 (444 amino acids)
Biological process (GO): regulation of small GTPase mediated signal transduction
Cellular component (GO): cytoplasm
Molecular function (GO): GTPase activator activity
Source: RefSeq, a predicted model, not a curated record
GGGCUCCUCUCGGCAUCAUCUGACAGGCGAGAGGCUGAUCUCGACAGCAGGUGUUGGAGGAUAGAGAGGCUGAGCCAGACGCAUGGAGCGAGCGAUACGCGGACGAGCACCAAGUUAUUGAAGAGGGAAGGCUGAGCUGUGAGUGAGGUAGCACCAAAGACAGGAAACAAGAUGGAAGGAUUCCCCGAAUAUCUGAUGAAAUAAGUCCCUUACUGCCACAGUCCCACCCUCUGUUUCCUCGUUUCUCGUCAGUAAAGACCUCAGACCUAUUUGCCAUGAUUGAACGGAUGCAGGGGUACAGAAUGGAUGAGCAAAGAUGCCCCUUCCCUCCUCCCCUCAAAACAGAAGAGGACUACAUACCUUAUCCGAGUGUUCAUGAGGUUCUUGGUCGCAGUAGCCCUUUUCCCCUCAUCCUGCUGCCCCAGUUUGGAGGCUACUGGAUUGAAGGAACCAAUCAUGAGCCCAAAGAGCCGCCAGAGGCCGACCACCGUCCCUGUCCAGCCUCCCACGUUAAACUGGAGACAAACAGCACUGCCAAGAUCUACAGGAAGAACUUCAUGGGCAAGGAACACUUUAAUUACUACACGAUGGAUGCUGCCCUCGGCCACUUGGUCUUCUCAAUGAAGUAUGAAGUCAUUGGGGAUCAAGAGCAUCUGCGCUUGAUGCUACGCACAAAAUACAAAACCCAUCAUGAUGUGAUCCCCAUUUCCUGCCUUACUGAGUUUCCCAAUGUGGUUCAGAUGGCAAAGCUUGUUUGUGAAGAGGUAAACGUGGAUAGGUUUUACCCUGUCCUCUAUCCAAAGGCUUCAAGACUCGUUGUCACCUUUGAUGAGCAUGUAAUCAGCAACAACUUCAAGUUUGGAGUCAUUUAUCAAAAGUUUGGCCAGACAUCAGAGGAGGAGUUGUUUGGGAACAUGGAGGAAAGUCCAGCCUUCAUUGAGUUUCUGGAGUUUUUGGGCACAAAGAUUGAGCUUCAUGACUUUAAAGGUUUUCGAGGUGGACUUGAUGUCACUCACGGGCAGACGGGGAUGGAAUCGGUUUACACAAAUUUCCAUAAUAAGGAGAUUAUGUUUCAUGUGUCCACCAAACUGCCUUAUACGGAAGGAGACUCUCAGCAGCUGCAGAGGAAGAGGCACAUAGGCAACGACAUUGUGGCCAUCGUGUUCCAGGAGGAAAACACUCCCUUUGUACCGGACAUGAUCCAGUCCAACUUCUUGCAUGCGUAUGUUGUUGUGCAGGUGGAGAACGCAUGCUCAGACAAUGUUACAUACAAGGUGUCAGUCACAGCUAGAGAUGAUGUACCUUUCUUUGGACCUGCUCUACCUGACCCCGCCAUCUUCAGAAAGGGCCCUGAAUUCCAUGAGUUCCUCUUCACGAAGCUUAUCAAUGCGGAGUACGCCUGCUACAAGGCCGAGAAGUUUGCAAAGCUGGAGGAGCGAACACGUUCGGCCCUGCUGGAAACAUUGUACGAGGAGCUGCACAUUAACAGCCAGUCCAUGAUGGGUCUGGGGGGGGACGAAGAUAAGCUGGAGAACGGAGGUGGAGGCGGAGGGGGCGGCUUCUUUGAGUCCUUUAAGGUACCGCGUUAUUUUUUAUUUUUUAUUGAUUAAGUGCACUGGUUAUCUGCAACUGCACAUGCAUGGGCAAGAGUGGUGAUGAGUGGAAAAACUUUUCGGAUAUUUUUCUUUUCGUCCUCUCCUUUCUCUUGGCUGGGAUUCUGGGUAUUCACACAUGAGGAAACAAAGCAUAGAAAAUGUGCAGUAUCUCAAAGGACCAGUCCUUUGGCAUUUGCUGUCCUCACUUGGCUGUGACUGCUGAACUCAGUGGGUUUUCACAUGGCGCUGUGGCUUUGGAGGCUGCGGAGUGUCCUCUUGUGUAUGAAAGGCACUUUGCUCUGACUGAGAGUUCUCCAUCACUGACCGUGGUGAAGCGACACCCAGCUACUGAGGCAUGGCAGCAGGAAUUGUGAUAGCUGAUGAGCAAUUUAAUGACCCUUCAUUACGCAGCUUAUGAUGCAAUUUGCACAUCUCCCCAUGGGCAGCGUUCCAUUAAUGUUUUUCUUCAGCUAACCUUUUUUCUUCAACUUCAGUCUCAGCUGAUCUCAGUAUGUCUGUCAACCAGUUUUUCUCCAACCUUUUUUAUAGACUACCUUAAAUGUGCUCUUGCCCUUCUAUUGCCAAGUUGCCAAAUACUAACUUGCUGUCUCUUUGUCUUUGCCACCUUUGCAAGUUACAUCUGUAAAGAUUUUCCACUCUUCUUCGUCUCUGUUGUAGUACAGCUGGGUAGAUUGCAUUGUCCUGCUGUCUCUUAAUUUUUGCAGUCCUUGUCUUAGUCGUCUUCAUGUUUCAGACUCAUCUACGUUCAGCUGAUAAUAGAUCAUUUUAAUGAAGAUGUAUCUUCAUCUUAAGCAACAUUUUCUUAAGCAGCAUACCCUUAGUUUACUUUCUUCCUGUUGUCCAUUGAUCUACACUACCAAUAAAAGUUAAGAAACAGUCCUGCAUACACAACACACCUUUGUAUUCACACACAUAUUACUCACACAUCCUAUAAAACACUUGCUAUUAAAACUACAUUUCAUUAAUCACCUCAAAACAUUUAUAUUUAAUCACAUCUAGCAACAGAUCUAAUAAACUCUGUUUUAUUAAUAAUAGAACAAACUGACAUGAAUAAAAUAUAAUUAAUUAAUUAGCCAAAAACUACUAUAAAAAGAUUGCAGUGGAAAAAUUUAAUCCAUUUAUGUGAGGUUUUCUAAUGGAACUAGGUCUGUUUUUGAUCAAUAAUCCUGCACCAACCCAGUGAUGGUCCAGUUUCAGUUUUCUGCCAGAAGUCACCAGGUUUUUAUUGAAAUCUUCUCCUUACCUUUGAGAAAGAGGAGAAAUUCCCCCACAUCAUGAUACGUCUGCCCCCAGAUCAUUCCACUUUAAAUCCCAGUAGUGUUUAGCAAGCCCCAAACAAUU